UGCAUAAGGGAGCGAUGCUGAUGCUGGUGAUGCGAGAAUAAUUUCUCACCGGAGGCAAGCUUUCGAACGGACUGAGAGGGUGAUGAUGGACUUCACAUUUAGGUUAAAAUAAGCAAACGCAAGAUCGAAUCAACUGCCUGAAGCAGAAGUGAACAUUUACUCAAAUUGCAACAUAAGAGAAAUAGGUGAGAGUGAGACCCUGGAUCGGAUCCAUCCUACAUUCGCUGGAGGGCUGGAUGAGAAAAUUCCUGUCUUCCAUUUCGUAGAAAUCUUCCCUCCAACUGUCAGCUACCUGCUGGGUGCAGCACUCUAGAGAUCCUCAAUAUGGAGAGAACUGCCAUUUCCACUUCACUGCUCGCAGUCUGUUUCGUUUUGGCUGUUUGUCGCUGUUCCCUUGCAGCUCCCUUCUGCCCUGCCCAGUGUGUCUGUGAGACCCGCCCAUGGUACACGCCUCAGUCGGUCUACCACCAAGCCAAGACUGUUGACUGCAACGAGCUCCAUUUGAGCAAAAUCCCAUGGAAUAUUUCAGUCGAUACUCAGGUGCUGCUUCUUCAGAGCAACAAUAUCUCCAGGGUGACCUCAGAACUCCAGAGCUUGGUAAACCUCACAGAACUGGAUCUGUCCCAGAACCACUUCACACAAAUCCAAGACGUUGGCUUGAGUAACCUAAGCCAGCUGGUCACACUUUACCUUGAGGAAAACCAAAUUAAAGAGCUGCCUGAUAUGUGUGUAAAGGACCUAGUCAACUUAGAGGAGCUUUAUAUUAAUCAUAAUCAGAUAUCUUCUAUUGGUCCUAAUGCGUUUUCAGGCUUGGGGAACCUAUUGAGGCUUCACCUUAACUCCAAUAAGCUUGUGGCAAUAGACAGCCAUUGGUUUGAGUCCCUACCCAACCUUGAGAUCCUAAUGAUAGGGGAAAAUCCCAUUCUCGGCCUGCAAGAUAUGAACUUCAGCCCCCUCUCUAAAUUGCACAGCUUGGUUCUCGCGGGAAUGGGCCUCAGGGAAAUACCUGAGGGUGCUUUCCAAGGAUUGGACUAUCUCGAGAGUCUCUCGUUCUUUGAUAACAAGCUCACGGCUGUGCCAAAAAAAGCGCUGCGCGUUCUGCCGAGCCUCAAGUUUCUUGACCUUAACAAAAAUCCCAUUGUCCGUAUACAGGAAGGUGACUUCCGAGACUUUCCUCACUUAGAGGAACUCAGUCUGAACAACAUGGAGGAGCUUGUGACGGUUGAGAGGGGCGCGUUCUCUAACUUACCACAAAUGGCCAAAUUGGAGAUUUAUAACAACCCUCACCUGUUCUUCAUAGACCGAGCUGCUUUCCUGAAAAUGCAUGGCAUGCGCACCUUACUGAUCCACAGUAAUGACCUCAUGCUUUUGCCCCAUGAGAUUUUUUCAGCUUUCCCCAGUCUGGAUGAAAUCAGUUUUCAUGGCAACCCACUCAGGUGCGAUUGUCUUGCCAACUGGUGGCCCAUCCUGGGCAACCAAUCUAGCCUCAAAGUGUUGGAGCCCCAAAUAACUCUUUGUGCCUCCCCACCACAUCUUGUUGGCCAAUCACUUCAGGAAGUGGUAUCUGCAAGUUGGAAUGGGGCAAGCAAUACCUGCCUGCCUCUAAUUUCUCAGCACACCUUCCCUCCGCAGCUCAACGUCAGCAUAGGACAGCUUCUAACACUCAAUUGCUGGGCCGUGGCAGAUCCAGCACCUCAGUUUUACUGGGUGACACCAACUGGAGACAAAGUCACUUCUGAAGCUGUUUCACCUUCCUCCAGUGAGGGAGAAGGAAUACCGAAGAAGCAUCGGAUGCAAGAGCAAGGUGCUCUAGCGAUCCCACAUGUUGAACCUGAAGAUGCUGGUCUCUACACAUGUGUUGCUUGGAAUGCAGAGGGAGCAGACACCCGGAGCAUCUCUGUGUACGUGGAUAGGAGCAACUGGCAUGGUAGGGGGCCUAUUAGAGGUCAUCAAGGUGUGCUGAACACCACGGGAUCCUUGGUAAUCCUAGCAAAAAUCAUCCAUGCCCAGUCUGUGGUGCUCGAAUGGAAGGUGCACCCAUCCGCCGCCUCUUCCAACCAUGAGGUGUCACAACCCAAGUGGCUCAGUGCAAUGGUAAAAAUCGACAACCCGCAGAUUAGCUACACGGCGAUGGUCCCCGUAGAUGUCCAAGAGUAUAACCUCACACACCUCUUGCCUUCCACGGAGUACCAAGUUUGCCUGACCAUGACUGGUACAGAGCAGACCCAGCACUCUUGCAUCAAUGUGACCACCAAAGAAGCCAGCUUUGCUGUGGAGAUGGUUGCCCAACCGACCAACGUAGCCCUGGCGGCGGUCAUGGGCUCAAUGUUUGCCAUCUGCAUAAUGGCUCUGUUGGUGUUCUACAUGGGACGCCGUAUGAAGCAGAAAUCUUGUCACCACUCUCUCAAGAAAUACAUGCAGCACACCACUUCCAUUCCUCUGAAUGAACUCUACCCACCACUUAUUAACCUCUGGGAGAAUGAGACGGAAAAAGAAAAAGAGGGCAACGCUGACCCUCAGAACUCACAGAUAGACACUUCAAAAACAUACAUGUGGUAGCUGCACAGUAUAUAGAAGAGACAUUUUAAACAGUAUAUGUGCUGUCUUGUACAUAAAUGACAAGUAUGUAUUAUUGAUUUGUCAUUGUGAAAGAUGUAUGUAUUUUUAGACUGUACCCUUCAAUGCCAAGCACACUUGUUUGCAGUUGUGAUUUGUUAGACAGCCAACAGACGUGGGCAGCAAAACACACUAUGCUUUUGCAUUGCAUUGUAUUUUCUGAGACUAAUUCAAUGUUAAGCAUGCCAAUGUGGUAAUAAUUCAUAUAAUUUAUUCAUUCUAUAUCAGCACUAAGCUAAUACACUACAGAUCGACACUAUAUCGCCUCACACAUGUCAAAUGCAGUCACAUGACAUCCAAUUCUGGAGUUUUUGCAUGGAAUUUUUGCAUGAUAUUUUGGUGCUAACAGAGAGUUUGUUCCUAGUUUUCUCACUUCUAAAAAUACACAGGCGUGAGAAGGUGACGUAAGCGUGCUCAUUGCUCUCAUUUGUCUUCAGCUCGUCACAUUUUAUCACCUGCGUUAUAAUGAAUAUAAAACCUAAACCAAACCUGCCAGGUGCUAUGAAGUUGCUGUUACGGCAAACUAAUUAGCCGUCAUAUGUAAUUAAUAUCUGGAACACAACUGCGCAGCUGUGCUUAUUUAUUCUUGCAUUGUUAAAUAACUAUUUAUUGAGGAGUGUGUGAAAAUGGCUGUGUUUAUUAGCACUGACUGAAAUUGUAUUUCAUAUUUGAUAGAAAAAGAAAUCAUUAGACUAUAAUGAUCAUGUGGUUCAAAUGCCUGACAUUUACUUGCAGACAUUCACCAUUGCUAACAAUGAUGGGGCCGUUCUAUGCUUUGCACCUCAUCAUGCACUUACGGUUUUGAUUACCGAGAGAUUGCUUCAGUUCUCAGUUAAACAUGUUGCCAAACUCAAUAUUCACACAAUUCAGUUUUGAUGUGGUAAAUUAGGUAACAAGUGUGAAUGACAAUUGAAUCGAAUAAGAAGAAUAAAAAAAGAAUCAAUGUUG
Messenger RNA from Carassius auratus (goldfish), 3564 nucleotides. Its product is annotated as leucine-rich repeat neuronal protein 1-like. The record is from RefSeq and is a predicted model, not a curated record. NCBI's taxonomy places the organism in Eukaryota, Metazoa, Chordata, Actinopteri, Cypriniformes, Cyprinidae. Gene Ontology annotation, cellular component: plasma membrane. The coding region runs from base 325 to 2559 and encodes 744 amino acids. The transcript has 2 exons. Gene Ontology annotation, molecular function: protein binding.